CAAAAUACAGUCUCAUAGGUACAACUCUAUUCUCUCUCUAUAUAUUUCCACUUGAGAGAGAAGACAGGAGCGAAAAAUUAGCCAAAAUCUAGUGAGAGACUGAGAGAGAGAGGAAGUCAUAAAUGGAGGGAGCUGAAAGCAAUAAUAAUGGCGAAGAAGAAAUUCAAGGUUCGAGUUUGACGAUGGAGAAAGUUGCUGCUGCUAAACAGUACAUCGAGAAUCACUACAAAAAUCAGAUGAAAAGCAUACAAGAAAGAAAAGAACGGCGAUGGAUACUAGAAAGGAAGCUAGCAUCUUCGGAUGUGCCCAAAGAGGAACAGAUAAAUCUGAUUAAAGAUUUAGAAAGAAAGGAGACAGAGUUUAUGCGGUUAAGAAGGAACAAGCUAUGCGUGGAUGAUUUUGAACUGCUAACCAUCAUAGGUCGUGGAGCCUUUGGUGAGGUUCGGUUAUGCCGAGAGAAAAAAUCUGGCAAUAUUUAUGCCAUGAAGAAGCUGAAGAAAUCCGAAAUGCUCUCAAGAGGACAGGUGGAACAUGUGAGAGCAGAGAGGAACCUAUUGGCAGAGGUGGACAGUCAUUUCAUAGUUAAAUUAUAUUACUCUUUUCAAGAUGCUGAGUAUCUAUAUCUCGUCAUGGAAUACCUUCCUGGUGGUGACAUGAUGACUUUGCUGAUGAGAGAAGACACACUUUCUGAAAGUAUGGCUAAAUUUUACAUUGCACAAAGCGUGUUGGCCAUUGAGUCCAUUCACAAGCAUAAUUAUAUUCACAGGGAUAUCAAACCGGAUAACCUUCUUCUUGACAAAGAUGGACACAUGAAACUCUCUGACUUUGGUCUGUGCAAGCCACUUGAUUGUAGAACAUUAUCUACAGUAAAUGAAAAUGAGGCCAUGGAUGAUGAAAAUAUAAGAGAACCAAUGGAUAUUGACGGACGCUUUCCCGAUGCUGCUAAUGGUAGUAAUUGGAAAAGCCCACGCGAACAACUUCAGCACUGGCAAAUGAAUAGGAGAAAGCUGACCAUGCUCCGGUGUUUUCUUGCUUUAUUUAUCGGAAGCUCUUGUAAACCUCUUCGCAUUAUAUCUGAACUGGCAUUUUCAACUGUGGGUACACCAGACUAUAUUGCUCCGGAAGUUUUGUUGAAGAAGGGAUAUGGUGUGGAGUGUGACUGGUGGUCUCUGGGAGCAAUUAUGUAUGAAAUGCUUGUUGGCUACCCCCCUUUCUAUUCUGAUGAUCCCAUGACCACUUGCAGGAAGAUAGUUCAUUGGAGAAAUCAUCUCAAAUUUCCUGAAGAUGCCAAACUGAGUCUUGAGGCAAAAGACCUCAUCUGCCGUUUGCUCUGUGAUGUCGAACAUAGGCUUGGUACUGGAGGAGCUGCCCAGAUAAAGGCUCACCCUUGGUUUAUGGGUAUUGAAUGGGAUAAACUACUAAUUGAAGAAAAUUUCUUAUUGGCUCCAACAGCUAGGUCCUCCAAUACCAGCAACAUCGGGAUCAGGACCUUCGCGAAAGAUCAUAGGAGGAGCACAUCACCAAGCCGCCCAUCCAUUAAUUCCAUAUUUGGUGAGUCGGUGGGAGGUCAUACGAGGAAAGCAACACCGGAUGGAACAGAUGUACAAAUGAUGACGACAUCCGAUGAUGUCAUGUCUCCAUAGAUUGAGCAAAAAAGCACGAAGGGUUCGGCAAUUGGGAAAUCUAGCCUCGGUUGAUUGUACAGUAUGAUUGAUAGCAGGGCCCAAGAUGUGUUGAACAACUUUAUAUUAGUAUAAACGUCGUCUUAAGUGUGUGUAGUUUGCAGUUAGAGUAAAUACUGCAUGAUUGAACCUGGCUGCCCAGGUUGGCAAGGGAACUUGCUUUCUCUUGUGGCUGUGUUCUUUGUGGUCAGAUAUUUUAUGGAUGGCUACUUUAUGCAGAAACUCUUCUCAUCGGAUGAAAACAACUUGGGGA
Messenger RNA from Striga asiatica, 1935 nucleotides. NCBI's taxonomy places the organism in Eukaryota, Viridiplantae, Streptophyta, Magnoliopsida, Lamiales, Orobanchaceae. The record is from the annotation of a GenBank genome assembly.